CCAUCUGAAAAACGAUUUAAUACUAGAGAGAAAUAAUGUGGGGUUAGUAAUCUCGCCUGUCCAACUUAAUUUGUAACGAAACCACGGGACAUUUAACUGAAUUAGUAUGCAUGAGAUUGAGAACUAAUUGUUGGCAGCCAGGCACCCUUCCACAUUGGCAGGUUGGUACCAAAGUCCCUCUCAAACCGUUCUGUGGGCCCAUUUGAGAUGACGCUUGCGGCCGCACAUUGAACUGCAGGCAUUAGGAGAGCGGAAGCCCUGAGAGAUGUCGGCAGCACGAUGGGAACAUGGAAAUAGCUUACAUCUGCAUAUUUUAUAGUUUCUUUAUUUGUCGAUCAAAAUGGAGAUUCAAACGAUGUGAAAUCCCUUGCUGUCUGGAUUUAUCACAUGUCAACAGAACCUGGAAGUUGCCUUCCAAAGAAGAGUGACGAUGGCGGUUAGCGUUGUGCUAAUGUUGUUUUGUAACCUCAAUGCGGUAGUUUUUGGUUUUGAGUUUAAGACAAUAUAUUGCACCUUAACAGACAGUUGCGAAUGUGACUUCAAACCAAAUAUGAGAGGACUGGAAUGGGACCUUUACAAGAACCUGUAUGGACAACAUCUGGCUCAGAACAUUGUUUCUGAAUCAGUAGGAAAUUUCUUACAAAAGGAGAAUCCUGAGCAGCCUCUGGUGCUCUCCUUCCAUGGUGCGUCUGGAACGGGCAAGAGCAUGGUGAGCUCCAUGCUGGGCAGACACCUGUAUGGCACAGCCAUGGGCAGCCCCUUCAUCCACCAGUUUGUACCCACUCUGCAUUUCCCUCUACCGGAUCGGCAGCAGCAGUAUAAGCUUAACCUAAAACGCUGGAUCGAGGGGAACCUGACAAGCUGUGGCCGUUCCAUCUUCAUUUUCGAUGAGAUGGAGAGGAUGCCCCCAGGCGUGAUUGAUGUCCUGGAGCCCUUCCUCGGCCCAUCACACGUCGUCUACCAAACCAACUACCGCAAAGCAAUAUACGUCUUUAUCAGCACUACGGGACAGGAGGUCAUCCACAAGGUCACCAUGGAGAUGCGUAAUGCGGGCCACGACCGAGAGGAGAUCCAACUGCAGGAUUUGGACGAGCAACUGGCAGACGCAGCCUUCAAUACUAACAACACUGGUUUCUACCACUCCAAGAUCAUCUCCCUAAAGUUGAUCAGCAGCUACGUGCCUUUCCUGCCCCUGUGCCAGCACCAUGUGAGGCGGUGUGCCCAGAGGGAGCUGUGCCAGCGUGGGGAGUGUCACCGUGUGGACGUGGCUGAGGAGGUCAGCAAAGCCAUGUGCUACACGUCCAACGACGGACAACAGUUCUCUUGCACAGGCUGCAAACAGGUGCCGGCCAAAGUGAAUGUCUACCUAUGAUGAUAACAAGAAGGACAGGUUAUCAUUUUAUUACCUUUGGCAAGCCAUCGAAUUCUAUUGGACUGUAUGGAAUCCUGCUCUGUUGGAGAGUUGACUAAAGAGUUGUAUAAAGUAGAGGUAGAAGUACUCUGACAGGUGUAAUUACAACACCAGGGGUAUGAUAUAACGUUUUAAUUGUGUUGUAAUUAUAUCUGUAGGAGUAGUUCUACUUUAUACAACUGUGUUCAACUGUGGACUUAGCAUUGGAGAUAUGAGAAAGACAUGUUCACACUCCCUGCUCGCCUACUGGACUAAAGAGGAGUUCGGGGGGCAACUAAAAUGUUUCCAUAUAUCCACCCACCUCCACCUUCUGGACUUAAAUUGCUCUGAAGAGCAGCUUGGAGUUGUUGUUGUCAUUGGAAGAACUUGUCAAGCGUGUUUGCAAACUGAAAUAUUUAUUUAUGCAUAAUACACACACUUGUAUAUAAUGUGCACCUGGUGCAUAUUUAUUUUAGUUUGUUUGUAUACAAAUUUUUCCCCCAAAGUAGGAUUUUUGACGGCCAGCAGCUGAGUGUGUAUGGAGACAUCUGUGUAAGUAAAUGGGACUUGAUGAUUUGUGCUACCUCCACCCGAGACACCACUGUCAACUGAAAUCUGUCAACCUAAAUAUCUGUAGAGGCAGCGACAUUUUACUUGCAAUUUUUAACUAAACAGAAUCGAAAUUACUGUUAAAAUUGGCAUUACGGUAACACUUGUUUUGUUUUUAUGAACUAUAUCCAUCCAAUAGUGUCCAGUCAUAAACAUGUAACUGGAUAACAGUACUUUUGCCUUUGCAGGACAUUGAAACACUCAUUCCAUCAUUUUUGUAGAAAACUUUGCACCAAUAACGGUUUUACAUAUCAUAAAAUGUUCAGUCUUGGUGCUUGGAAUAGAAAAAUGUUUGACUUUUAUGUAUAUUUGCUAUGCAAGUUAAUUUAAUAUUGUGCCUCCUGUAACAGUAUUUUUUGCACAUGCAAGAGUGAUUUCUGUAUUUCAGUUGUACAGUGCUAUGACAAAUUUUAAUACAAUUUUAAGAAAAUUGAGGA
Messenger RNA from Engraulis encrasicolus (European anchovy), 2436 nucleotides. RefSeq names its product torsin family 2, member A (gene tor2a). Gene Ontology annotation, cellular component: endoplasmic reticulum lumen; nuclear envelope. The transcript is spliced from 5 exons. Gene Ontology annotation, molecular function: ATP binding; ATP hydrolysis activity. The coding region runs from base 431 to 1372 and encodes 313 amino acids. NCBI's taxonomy places the organism in Eukaryota, Metazoa, Chordata, Actinopteri, Clupeiformes, Engraulidae. The record is from RefSeq and is a predicted model, not a curated record.